UUCUCAUGACUUUAAUGUUUGAAGUCAUGGCUUCUCCACCUGUUUAGUCAGCUGAACAGCUUGCACUUUAAUUCAUUUGUUUAAUUAACUCUAAUUGUUUCUUUAAAGCACCAUUGUCUGAUGUGAAUGUGAAGACCAGCUGCAGCUGCUGCUGUCACUUCAGAUGAAUGUAUCUCUGGACAGCAGCAGAUAUGAGAUGCACAUCUGACCAGAGAGACGCAGUGGAUGUGGAGGCUGUGUUUGUGGUCAUAUCAGAUCCAUGAUGAGUCUGUCUAAUGGAGGAUAGCUGUGAAACACCUUCCAUUAAAGAACUGGAGAAAAUACUGUUCGGAGGGAAGAGGAGCGGAAAUCAUGUGGAUGAAGUUUGGCCCAACCUGUUCUUGGGAGAUAUGUCUGUGGCCAACGAUCGGUUCAGUGUGUGGAAGCUGGGCAUCACUCGCGUCCUGAACGCCGCUCACGGGAAGAUGCACUGCCAGGGCAGCCACCAGUUUUACGGCUCAACGGUCGAGUAUUACGGCGUCCCCGCUGACGAUUCACCAUCCUUUAACUUGUCGGUUUACUUUCACCCCUGCGCUGAUUAUAUAAAGGAGGUUCUCAGUUCUCCAGGAGAGCGUGUUCUGGUUCACUGUGCAGUCGGCGUGAGUCGCUCGGCGUCUCUGGUUCUGGCUUAUCUCAUGAUACACCAGCAUCUUUCUCUGCUGGACGCUAUUAAAACGGUCAAACAGCACCGCUGGAUCUUCCCAAACCGAGGCUUUCUCAGACAGCUGCGGGCUCUGGAUGCGACGCUGAUCUGAAUACUGCAUAUAAACACCAACAACAUUCCAGCAGGACUGAAGUACAUGUUACACUCUUAAAAAAAUAAAGGUUCCUGAAAUGCCAUACAGAAGAAGAUCCAUUUCAAGAAGCUUUCAGCGAGCAGUUCUUAAUACAACCAUUUUUAAGUGUGAAUAUUUUAAUAAUCUAAAGAACAUUUUGUUCAAUGGAAAUGUUCCAUGGAUGUUAAAGGUUCUUUAUAGAACCUUUGUUUUUAAGAGUGUAGCAAGACGUUAGCAUCCUUUAGUAGUAAAAUGUAAUUAAUUACUUCAGAUUUAUUGUAUAUUUAACAAGAUAACACAUGUAUUUUCACUGUGAAAUGUUUUCUUACUUAUCAUUUAUAGUGAAAAAUAUAAGGUUCCCAAAAGUCCUCAUUAUUAUUAUUAUUAUUUAAAUUAUUAUCAUUAAAGCAUUUUUUUUCUUUUUCUUUUUUUAUUUAGUUGGGUGUUUUGUUAUAUUUGCCCACAGCCAGAUUGAUUGAUUUGUUUAUUUAUUAAUUUGUUGAUUUUGGCUUUAAUCAAACUCUCACUUAGAAUAUUAAAAAUGUCACUAUAAUCAAAAAAAAAAAAAAAGUUCUGUCACCUUCAGGUCAUUCCUAAAUAAACAAACAUUUUUCUUAUUUUCGAGUUAGUUUUGUACAUUGGUGUGUUUUGUUAUAUUUGUUUUGUUUUUAU
Messenger RNA from Onychostoma macrolepis, 1487 nucleotides. Its product is annotated as dual specificity protein phosphatase 13-like. Gene Ontology annotation, cellular component: cytoplasm. The coding region runs from base 276 to 794 and encodes 172 amino acids. Gene Ontology annotation, biological process: protein dephosphorylation; negative regulation of MAPK cascade. Gene Ontology annotation, molecular function: MAP kinase phosphatase activity; protein tyrosine/serine/threonine phosphatase activity. The record is from RefSeq and is a predicted model, not a curated record. The transcript is spliced from 4 exons. Lineage: Eukaryota; Metazoa; Chordata; Actinopteri; Cypriniformes; Cyprinidae.